This is a messenger RNA of Archocentrus centrarchus (flier cichlid), 1014 nucleotides long. RefSeq names its product cytochrome c oxidase subunit 5A, mitochondrial-like. Gene Ontology annotation, cellular component: mitochondrial inner membrane; respiratory chain complex IV. The coding region runs from base 87 to 512 and encodes 141 amino acids. The transcript has 4 exons. Lineage: Eukaryota; Metazoa; Chordata; Actinopteri; Cichliformes; Cichlidae. The record is from RefSeq and is a predicted model, not a curated record. Gene Ontology annotation, biological process: mitochondrial electron transport, cytochrome c to oxygen.
GAUGGCGUACGUGCUGGGCUAACCCAGUUAGCAGUAGCUUCCUGCUGCCAGACCGCGCCGGUCCGCGUUGUUCUCCAUCUCGUAACAUGUUCAGAGCCGCCGUCCGUCUCUCGGUGUCCGGUGUCCGGAGUUUAACUCGGACACAACCAGGGUGCCAAGCUCUUCUGGCCUCAAGGUGUUACUCACAUGGGAAGCAGGAGACUGAUGAGGAGUUUGAUGCCCGCUGGGUCACUUAUUUCAACAAGCCAGACAUUGACGCAUGGGAACUGAGAAAAGGGAUGAACACGUUGAUUGGGUACGAUUUGGUACCCGAGCCAAAGAUUCUCGAGGCUGCACUGAAAGCCUGUCGUAGGUUAAACGACUUGGCCAGCGCUAUCCGAAUUUUGGAAGCCGUGAGGGACAAAGCUGGACCCCAUAAAGAUAUCUACCCGUACGUGAUCCAGGAGCUGAGGCCUACAUUAAAUGAGCUUGGCAUCUCUACACCUGAAGAGCUUGGCAUUGACAAAGUUUAGCAGAGCAGGUGCUAAAAUUGUCCGUCAUGUUUAUUCUCUUCCACGUGCGUUAUAAAGUGGCUGUUUAACAGCUGUAUGCUUGUUUGUUUCAGAUCUGAGAACAUACCAGGACUCAGAAUGCUUUUACUUUGAUGCUUGCCUCAUAAAAUGUGUGAUAUUUAAUUUGGCCUUUAUUAAGUUCUUUUGCUUGUAAAAUAUUGUUGAACAUAAUAAAGGAAACUGUAUCUUUGAGUGUCAUAAGUAUAUGAAAUAUUUUUCAAUAGUUUGAGUAGUUGUUGGAGUAAUAUUUCAAUACUGAUUGCUUUAGUAGAGAACAAAGUGUCACUAAAUGAUACAUGUUGUCCAAAUGUGUGUCUUCUAGGAGUCACAUUUUACCACCAGGGAGCAGCAUUUCCAUAUGAAUGUGAAAUCAUUCUACUGUACUCCAUCUGCAUCUGUUUUUUGUUUUUUAAUUUCAGGGAGAAUUUAUGUGCGGGUAAAAUAAACUUGUUCACAUGACAAA